CCUCCCGCCGCCCCGGAGGUGCGUGCGGGUGGCCGCCGAGGGGGCGGGACACGUCGGCGCUGCCACCGCUGCCGCUUCCUGGGCUGCGUCCCCGCGGUCGGUCCCCGGCCAGGCUCCUGCCCGCGCGUCCGCCGCCGCGAUGGCGACGCGCUCCUGCCGGGAGAAGGCGCAGAAGCUGAACGAGCAGCACCAGCUGAUCCUGUCCCGGCUGCUGCGGGAGGAGGACAACAAGUACUGCGCCGACUGCGAGGCCAAAGGUCCCCGAUGGGCUUCCUGGAAUAUUGGUGUGUUUAUUUGCAUCAGAUGUGCUGGAAUCCAUAGAAAUCUUGGAGUUCAUAUAUCCAGGGUCAAGUCAGUCAACCUAGACCAAUGGACACCGGAACAGAUACAGUGUAUGCAAGAUAUGGGAAAUACAAAAGCAAGACUACUGUAUGAAGCCAAUCUUCCAGAGAACUUUCGAAGACCACAGACAGAUCAAGCAGUGGAAUUUUUCAUCAGAGACAAAUACGAAAAGAAGAAAUACUACGAUAAAAAUGCUAUAGCUAUUGCAAACAUUUUCUCCUCUGAUGCUCCUCUUCAGCCUUUGGUAUCCUCUCCUCUACAAGCUGCUGCUGAGAAAAACAAAUUAGAGAAAGAAAAGGAAAAAAAAAAAGAAGAGAAAAGGAGAGAAAAGGAGCCAGAAAAGCCUGCAAAACCUCUUACAACUGACAAGCUGCAGAAGAAAGAAGAUCAGCAGGUGGAGCCUAAAAAAAGUACCAGCCCUAAGAAGGCUGCAGAGCACACGGUUGAUCUUUUGGGACUCGAUGGCCCUGCUGAGGCACCAGUUACCAACGGGAAUAUGACCACGGUGCCAGCCCUGAAUGAUGAUCUGGACAUCUUUGGACCAAUGAUUUCUAAUCCCUUACCUGCAUCUGUCAUGCCCCCAGCUCAGGGGACGUCCUCCGUACCAGCCACUGCCACUCUGUCUACAGUAACAUCUGGGGAUCUGGAUCUGUUCACUGAGCAAACUACAAAGUCAGAAGAGGUGGCGAAGAAACAGCUCUCCAAAGACUCCAUCUUAUCUCUGUAUGGUACAGGCACCAUUCAGCAGCAGAGUGCAGGUGUCUAUUUGGGACCCACGAAUAUACCAUUUACCUCACAAGCACCGACUGCAUUUCAAGGUUUUCCGUCGAUGGGCGUACCUGUGCCUGGAGCGCCUGGCCUUAUAGGAAAUGUGAUGGGACAGAAUGCAAGCAUGAUGGUGGGCAUGCCCAUGCCCAAUGGGUUUAUGGGAAAUGCACAAACUGGUGUGAUGCCACUUCCUCAAAACAUUGUUGGCGCCCAAGGAGGAAUGGUGGGACAGAUGGGCGCACCCCAGAGUAAGUUUGGCCUGCCACAAGCUCAACAGCCUCAGUGGAACCUCUCGCAGAUGAAUCAGCAGAUGGCUGGCAUGGCUCUCAGCAGUGCGAGCCCUCCCGUGGGUCUCGGCCAGCCCCCCAACACAACAGCAGGAUGGUCUGGAAGCUCCUCGGGUCAGACUCUCAGCACACAGCUGUGGAAGUGAAAGCCACAGUGCCAGUUUCCCCCAGAACCCACCUGACAUUCCUUGCUGAAGUGCAUCUAGUCCCUGUUUAUUCAUGUACAUACAUUUUUUUCUUUUCCCCCAUUUGUUCAUAUUAAGAAUUACCUGACUGACCGUGUGGUCUGUACUGAUUAAAUUUGAUGUGGUGAAAAGCAGGUUGAGAAAGCAUGUCAUGUCCAGGCAGCUUUGCUCAUAUUUCCCGUGAUUUCAUAAAGCACAUUGUGUGAUAAGCUGCUCAGUCAGCUUGCGUAAUCAGUCAGUCAGUUGUACUCGAUAGAAUCCUAGCUCUACUGUGUGCAUACGAGGGAAGCAGUCCUCAUGUUAGUAAUACCUCCAACAGUAUAAACCCUGCCCCCAAAGUAGCCCGUAAUCCCGUAGGAAGGUACUGUACGAGCAAAUGUGUAAUCCUAUAAAUAGACUGUAAGCGUGUCACUGAGCACGGUUUCCUGGUGUUCCAGAUUCCUUGAUUUCAUCAUUCGCUCACUGUGCUGUGGUUACGAUGUGCUUACAGGGAACGUGGUUAGUGAAAGGAAGAUAAACCUGGAUGUCACUACAAAACUUACUUUAAUGAAUGUUGAAAGAAUUCAAAUUUUAUCUGCCUCUCUUGUAAUUUGGAUCUCUUAUAUACACAGUGCUAACAUGAAGACCUUUCUCUGCACUAUAUGCAAACAGGGUAACUAAACAAAGCCACUUUCAAUCCUUGAAGGUAUAUCCAGGUUUAUGACAGUAAUUGUGUUUACAUUUUAUGGUGCCUAGUACUGAUAAAAUGUUAUAGCCCUAUAUUAAACAGAUGAAUCCAUA
Ceratotherium simum simum (southern white rhinoceros) is the source of this 2362-nucleotide messenger RNA. The record is from RefSeq and is a predicted model, not a curated record. Lineage: Eukaryota; Metazoa; Chordata; Mammalia; Perissodactyla; Rhinocerotidae.